AUGAUGAGCUGCCUGUCUCUUAGCCUUUCUUAUAAAAAUACCCCUAUACGGCGUUCACCUAUGACUCCCAAAAGCCCAUGUAGAAGCCCCAAUCGCAGGUUCUAUAGUCCUGGCUGCUGUUCUUCUUAAACUGGGUGGGUACAGUAUAAUACGUAUAAUAGUCAUACUGGACCCGCUAACCAAGGAGCUAGCAUAUCCAUUUAUUGUCCUAGCCCUUUGGGGUAUUAUUAUAACCGGAUCCAUUUGCCUGCGUCAAACGGACCUGAAGUCACUGAUCGCUUACUCCUCAGUAGGACACGGGGUUGGUCGCAGGGGGUAUUCUAGUUCAGACACCCUGGGGAUUUACUGGCGCAAUUAUCCUUAUGAUUGCACACGGUCUUGCCUCCUCAGCACUAUUCUGCCUGGCUAAUAUAAGCUACUUACGGACACAUAGCCGGACAAUACUUCUAGCCCGAGGGAUACAAAUAAUUCUCCCCCUGAUGACCACCUGAUGAUUUGUAACCAGUUUAGUCAAUCUAGCCCUUCCACCUCUUCCUAAUCUAAUGGGAGAGCUAAUAAUCAUCACCACCAUAUUCAACUGAUCGCAUUGAACUCUUCUCCUCACAGGGGUCGGAACACUAAUUUACAUUUACAUUUACAUCAUUUAGCAGACGCUCUUAUCCAGAGCGACUUACAGUUAGUGAGUGCAUACAUUUUUCAUACUGACCCCCCGUGGGAAUUGAACCCACAACCCUGACGUUGCAAGUGCCAUGCUCUACCUAAUUACGGCCAGCUAUUCCCUUUUUCUAUUUCUAAUAACCCAACGGGGGCCCCUGCCUUCUCAUAUUAUUGCUCUUGAGCCCACCCACACCCGUGAACACCUGCUCAUCACCCUGCACCUUAUUCCCAUCAUCCUCCUAAUCCUCAAACCGGAAUUUAUAUGA
Messenger RNA from Coregonus sp. 'balchen', 923 nucleotides. The record is from the annotation of a GenBank genome assembly. Lineage: Eukaryota; Metazoa; Chordata; Actinopteri; Salmoniformes; Salmonidae.